Messenger RNA from Cataglyphis hispanica, 3402 nucleotides. RefSeq names its product poly [ADP-ribose] polymerase (gene Parp1). Bases 159 to 3101 code for a protein of 980 amino acids. Lineage: Eukaryota; Metazoa; Arthropoda; Insecta; Hymenoptera; Formicidae. The record is from RefSeq and is a predicted model, not a curated record. The transcript has 5 exons. Gene Ontology annotation, cellular component: nucleus. Gene Ontology annotation, molecular function: zinc ion binding; NAD binding; DNA binding.
UUUGUGGCGCCACUAUAUAACCGCCAAAUGCCGGUUAUUGUACGAGAGCUACCGUUAUUCCGAUCGAACGUAACCAGUGUCAGCGUUGCGUAUUAAUCGGCAUUAUCUCGCAAAUUGCACGUUUCCGAAGUGGAAGAGAAUUGAAGAGACUCGGCGAAAUGAGCGACGACUUGCCGUAUCGGGCGGAAUAUGCGAAAAGCGAUCGCUCCAAGUGUCAAUCAUGCAAACAAUCUAUCACCAAGCAGAGCUUGAGACUCGCUGCUAUUGUUCAGAGUCCUGUCCAUGAUGGAACAAUACCUAGAUGGUAUCAUUUUAAUUGCUUCUUUUUAAAACAAAGACCAAAAUCUACUGCUGAUAUAGCUGGCUUUGAUGAAAUUCGCCAUGAAGAUCAGGAAGUAAUUCAGAAAAAAAUUGAAGAAUCUCUUAAUGCACCUCCCGUAUCUGCAAAAGGAAAAAAAAGAACAAAAGGUGGUAGCAGUGGCUCAAGUGAUUUUCGAGUAGAAUAUGCUAAAUCUAAUAAAUCUACUUGUAAAGGAUGUGAUGAAAAGAUAAUAAAAGGUGAAAUGAGAAUAUCAAAAAAGGAUUAUGAGACUGCGGAAGCUAGGAGGUUUGGUGGUUUAGAUAGGUGGCAUCAUGUGGAAUGUUUUGUGAAACUAAGGGCAGACUUAGGAUAUUAUGGGAGUGGAGAUGAGCUACCAGGUACUAAAGAGCUCUCAAAAGAAGAUAGAAACAGUCUCAAAACUGCGCUACCAAAAAUAGCUCAAGGUGAUAUGCCACCACCUCCUAAAAAGAUUAAAGACGAACCAGAAGAUGCAGAGGAGGCAAAAUUGAUGAAAAAGCAAAAUGAAGAACUGUAUGCUAUAAAGGAUCAAAUAUCAGGUCUUGAAAAAAAUCAAUUGGUUGCAUUAUUGGAAAAAAACCAUCAAGAAAUUCCUACAGGCACCUCAAAUAUUGUAAAUCUUGUAUCUGAUAUACUGUAUUUUGGAGCUCUAGAACCCUGUCCAAGAUGCAAAGGACAACUUAUAUAUAAUUCUGGUUUGGGUUAUAAAUGCACUGGUAAUGUAACAGAAUGGACCAAAUGUGACUAUGUUACUCAAGAUCCAAAAAGAAAAAAGUGCGAAAUACCAAGUGACAUGAAGAAAAAAUUUCCAAUUAAGUCAUACAAGUCUAAGGUGAAAAAACGAGUGUUUAAGAUAACAGCACCAUCAUCAUCGAGCUCUGUUAAAGAAGAAGUAGAUGGCCCAAAAAUACAAGGAAAACCACGUCCUUUGAAGAAUAUGCAGUUUGUUAUAUUAGGUCGUACACAGAAAGAUAAAGAAGAAUUGAAGAAAGAAAUUUUAUUGUUAGGUGGUACUGUUACUACAAAAAUUCAUGAAGAUUUGGCUGCUGUAAUUUCGAAUCAGAAUGAAUUAGAAAAGAUGAAUAAAAGAAUGGAAGAUGUUCAAUCAUGUGAUAUUCAAGUAAUAACGGAAGAUUUCAUAGAAGAAGCAAAAGAAUACACGGAUGCUCCCAUCAUGCUUUUAAAGAAGAAAACCAUUUCUAGUUGGGGUGGCGAUAUAAAUGCUAGACUUUCUAACGUUAUUGCAAAAUCUAAUGCCUCCAAGAGUAAAAGCAAGUUCGAGAAAUCGAGUUCUGGCAAAGUGAAGGUAAAGGUGAAAGGUGGUGGAGCUGUUGAUCCUGAUAGUGGCUUGGAAAAUUGUGCGCAUAUCUAUCAAAAGGGAAAAGAUAAAUAUACUGCGACAUUAGGCCUGACAGAUAUACAAUCAAAGAAGAAUAGUUAUUACAAGUUGCAAAUUUUAAAACAUGAUAAAUUUGAAAGAUAUCAUUUGUUUAGAAGUUGGGGUCGGAUUGGUACAACGAUUGGCGGUAACAAAUUGGAAGAAAUGGCUUUGGAAGAUUGUAUAGAGCAGUUUGAGAACUUGUAUGAAGAAAAGAGUGGUAAUCAAUGGAAAAACAGACAGCACUUUGUUAAGAUGCCAAAUUUAAUGUAUCCGAUUGACUUAGAUCAUGGUGAUGAGGAGGUUGCUUCUUUAGAUUCGGACAUCAAGAGUAAUUUGCAGAAACCAGUUCAGGAUCUUAUGCGCCUUAUUUUUGAUGUAGCUGAAAUGAAGAAAGUUAUGUUAGAAUUUGAACUAGACAUGGACAAAAUGCCGCUUGGAAAAUUGUCUAAGAAACAGAUUGAGAAAGCUUACGCAGUUCUAACAGAACUGCAAGAGAUAUUGAAAAAGAAUAAUAUAGACCAUACCACACUGAUUGAUGCUUCCAAUAGAUUUUACACGCUGAUACCUCAUAAUUUUGGCAUUUCUGGUCCGAAAAUUCUCGAAACAUCGGAGGAGAUUAAAAACAAAUGCGACAUGUUGGACGCGUUGCUCGAGAUGGAGAUUGCCUAUAAUCUUUUGCGUGAUAAGACCGACGAAAAGCAGAAUCCACUCGAUAAUCAUUACAAACAACUAAAGACGGAUAUCGACGUGUUGGAUAAGACAAGCGAAGAAUUCAAGAUGAUCGAGAAAUAUGUUCAAAACACUCACGCAGCUACUCAUACGCAGUACAAGCUCGAGAUCGAGGAAGUCUUUGUCGUUAAGAGACAUGGAGAAGAUCAGAGAUUCAAACCCUUCAAGAAAUUGCCCAAUCGAAAAUUGCUCUGGCACGGAUCCAGGACUACGAAUUUCGCGGGAAUAUUGUCCCAAGGUUUACGUAUCGCGCCACCGGAAGCGCCCGUUACUGGUUAUAUGUUUGGCAAAGGUAUAUAUUUUGCCGAUAUGGUGUCGAAAUCUGCAAAUUAUUGCUGCACACAUAGUCAAAAUCCGACCGGUUUGUUGCUGCUCUGCGAAGUCGCCCUAGGCAACAUGUAUGAGAGAUAUAAAGCGGAUUACAUCGAGAAGUUACCAAAAGGCAAACAUUCCACACUAGGUCGUGGUCAAACAGAACCUGAUUCUAAAGAUAUCUAUAAACUCGACGGCGUCGAAGUACCCUAUGGAGUGGGAGUACCUGCAACUCAUAAUAAAAAGUCAGAUUUAUUAUACAAUGAAUACAUUGUAUACGAUGUGGCUCAAGUGAAAGUGCGAUAUUUGAUAAGAAUGAACUUCAAGUAUAAAUAUUAAAAUAUGUAAUAUGGAGAUAUGUGAUAACACCUUGAUAUGUUGGUUAUUAAUCAUGGUAUGCUUUCAUUUACUGAUAUUAUAUUUUUAAUAUCAAGUUAUUUUCAAGAAAAAGAUUCUAAUUUUUGUUCCAAUAAGUUACAACUGUUAAAAAAUAAUUUCAUAAUAUUAUUUUAUUUCAAUGAUAAUUUUUUAAUUUAACGUGUUUUAUGGUGUGUAUUCAAACGCAAUUUGCUUAUUUGUAGUAAAUACUCCGUGCUACCUCGAAUAUUAACUGUAAGAUUAUUCACAAUAAAUAUUUCGC